Erigeron canadensis is the source of this 2556-nucleotide messenger RNA. RefSeq lists its product as uncharacterized. Gene Ontology annotation, molecular function: protein kinase binding. Bases 535 to 2409 code for a protein of 624 amino acids. Gene Ontology annotation, cellular component: cytoplasm. The record is from RefSeq and is a predicted model, not a curated record. NCBI's taxonomy places the organism in Eukaryota, Viridiplantae, Streptophyta, Magnoliopsida, Asterales, Asteraceae. The transcript has 5 exons.
CUUUAUAUUCGCCUGCUCUAUUUUUAUCUUCUUCAUUUCAUAUAAUCUUUUUCUUUUUUCAAAGUCAAUCAAUAAUCUCUAAAUUUCUUUUAUACUCUUGUUAUUCCGAUUUCACCGAAAUAAAUAAAUUUUUCUUACAUCAAAUCUGGCUAUAAAGAGGCACUUGUCUCUCACGCAUGUCAAAAAGUGGGAUCCAAUAGGACCCGAAGGAGUUAAUUCAGUCUGGCAGAUACAACAAAUCUAAACUGUGCACGCACCACUAGACAAGUGGUGGGCGAUAAUAAUGAAGGAGUAAUUCUACUUUGCGUAUUGAGAAGAUCAAGAUCCUCACAUAUAUGGAGACUGCGCCGUGUUUCAGUCGGCUUAUCACUUGACUACGGCUAAGGCCACUAUUUUCUGACAAGUUUAUAUCGAGUUAUAUACAUUUGUUUCAAUAUUUUAUCAACCUUCUAGAUGUAGUAUAUCAUUGAGUUCGUUGUAAAGAUACUUUUGAAAGUCAGCAAUACGCAAGUCAAAUCAGCUGGUUUGACCAAAAUGUUUAGAUUCUCAUGCUUCCAUUCUCCUAUCAAUUCUCAGAAACCAAAGAAAACUGUUCACUUGUCUACCGAAGCAAUGCAAAAAACUUUUGAAGAUUACGACAGAACUAAACCUAAGAAAGAUCCCCCCUUUUCUAAAGUUCCUGAAGGCAAUGAUGCUAAUCCAUCUCCGUCUUCUAUGGGUCAAGAUUGGAAAUCUGAAGGACUUAAAAGCAUGAAUGAUACUGACAGUGAACGUGUCCAUGAAAUCAGAAAAAUGAGGAAGAGUAUCUCUCUUGGAAGUGGCCUAGCACAUUAUCAGGACAUUACAUCAGGUGGACAGUCAUCUCCUUCUCAUGGCAGUGGAGACGAGUAUCAGAAUGUACAGCCAUCUGUUUCUCCUCAGAUUAGUUCAAAUAUGGUUAAUCUCGCAUCUGAAUUAUCCCCCGAUCACUUGCAACAAUCUGAGAAAGAACUUGGUGAUAACUCGGAGACUCAGUUUUCUGGUGCGUGCUCUGGUGGUUCUAGUGUUUGUACACCAUGCACCCCGCACACCAUUGUGAAAUCAAACUCCUUGCCAUAUAUGCAUUUGGGUCAUGUUCAUCAAUCUCGAUCUUCUGAGGACUUGAAUGCUUUAGAUAUGAGGCAGAAUGAUAAAUCUGAUGGCGGUGAAACACCAGGGCGGGAAAUAGAAAAUGAUAGUGCAGGUCACGCUGACAAAACUGAUGGUGAGGAUGCCGAUGGUGAUGGAAAUGAUGCAUAUGACUACGAGGGUUCGGCAAAAGACUGGAUUGUCCCUGCUGUCGAUGAACUGGGCAAGGGUAAAGGUAUCCAAGAAGAUUAUUCAGAUUGUCAGUGGGAUGAAUUGCCUAAUGAGGAUUUCAAGAUUAAACGUAUUGAGAAAUGGGUUAUGGAUCUUCAGCAUUCUUCAUCAUUGGAAGAAACCGACAUGCUUAAGGACCAUGAUGAACUUGGGGAACAUGCUAUUAAAAGCACUAUCUUGGACCCAAUGUCAGCUCCAAAAAACGAUGCUAAGACUGUUUUGGGUAUGGAUGCAGCUAAAAGAUACAUUUCUUCUUUGAGUGCCUCGGCUACCACAGCUCAGCUUGCAAAUCAUGGUUUAGUUGUGAUCCCAUUUCUGAGUGCCUUCUCAAGCCUUAGAGCGCUUAAUUUGUCUGGAAAUUCAAUAGUGAGGAUUACUGCUGGUGCACUUCCUCGUGGACUCCAUAUUCUAAAUUUGUCAAAGAACAGUAUUUCCACUAUUGAAGGCCUCCGAGAACUCACCAGAUUGCGUGUACUUGAUCUUAGUUAUAACCGGAUUAUCAGAAUCGGGCAUGGUCUUGCAUCGUGCUCUUCUUUGAAAGAACUAUAUUUAGCGGGAAACAAGAUAAGCGAGGUGGAGGGUCUACAUCGCCUCUUGAAACUGAAUGUCUUGGAUCUGCGUUUCAACAAGCUGUCUACGACUAAAAAUUUAGGGCAGCUAGCGGCCAAUUACAAUUCCUUACAAGCCGUAAGCCUGGAGGGCAACCCUGCCCAGAAAAACAUAGGAGAUGAGCAACUCAAGAAAUUCCUUCUUGGUCUUCUCCCUCAUCUUGCUUACUACAACAGACAAUCGCUCAAAACUGGUGCCAUUAAAGACUCGGCCGACAGAGCUGCUCGACUCGGUAUUGCUGCACAUCAAAUUGAUCGCAGGUCAGAAUCAAAAAAGUCGACUCAUGGUCGGAAGAGUCAAGCAGUGAGUGGUCGUGGACGGCAUGUGAGGCUUCCUCCAAGUGGGGUCAAGGUGACGAGUGACAGGCAUCAGUUUCCCGAUGUAAGCAGCAAACUUGUGAGCUUUAGGCCGGAUCUUGGGAUGCGAAGGACUCACAGUGAAGGAUUGCUGAAAGCUGUUUGAGAGGGAAGAAGAAUGAAAACUAUGAAUCUUGGGUGUGUUUUCUUUAAUGGAUUUUGGACUUGCCUUAUUUGUUGUGACAUUAUGAUUUCAUUAUAAGUUUGGUUAUGUAUGGGAACCUCAAGCAUUGAAUCAUUCAUUUUUGUGUUC